AUGUCUCAACAACACACUCCAAGGCUCAUUCUUCAUUUUGAUGUCAAUAAAACCAUCAUCAUAUCUGAUGAAGCAGCUGGAAAAACCAUGGAUGAUAUCAUUAAUCAAAUUGUAAUGUCCAGCAUUUGGGGAUAUGUUUCCGAGACCAAUGAUUCUAAAGAUUUUGUGGUGCUUCAGUGGAAACUUUACAGCAGUGCCAAAGCCCUUUUAGAAAAUUCAUCAUUGGAAAUUCCAUCUGGAAAGAAAAUUAUAAAUUAUUACGAUUACAUUGAAAAAGUAUUGUAUCCCUAUCCAGAACAUGACGAAUCUGUGCCAUUGGAAGAGAGAAAACGAAUCAAUGGACGGAUUAAAGAGGAGCGUACGAAAAUGGUGAAAAAUUUUACACGGUGUAAAAUGGCAGAUGACUUUCUAGAUGACAUUGCACGAUUGAAGAAGGAACUCAUUAGAAAGAGUUCAAAACAACAAGGUAUCACUUUGGAAACAGCAAAAGCAAGCGACUAUGUCAAUAUUGUUCCUGCUUUCUUUGAAGUGCUGUUGGAGUUAUUCAAGAGAAAGAGAGAUUUUCAGUUGAUCAUUCGAACAUAUGGUUCGUUGAAAGAUAUUUCAUCAGUCAUUAAGGAAAUUAAUACAUUUUGCAGAGGUGAACACAUUGACUAUCCAUUGAGUAAUGAAGAACGAGAAUUUUUUAAAAACAAACAAAUUGAUAUGGAUCAAGAUCAUGCUGUUGGUCAUAUUUAUAGAAAUGAUGAAACCACGUGCCAUUUGAUUGAAAAUUCUCUUGAAUUCAAACAAGAAAUGCUUAAAUUUGCACCCAUUGAUCAAAUGACAUUUUCAGAAAAAGAACAUGUGAUUAGUGGAUUUGAAAACAUUUACAAGAAUAUUAUAGAGGUUUCAAAAUAUGGUCAAACACGAUUAAUACGUGAUUUCUAUUAUUGGUGGAAUGUCAACAAUGAAAAAACAAGUGCUGGAAAGAUAUUUCUUGUUGAUGAAAAAGACACUUCCUGUUUCCAAAUUUUCUUUGAUGACAAUGUUGCCUCAAAUUCUGACUUUCCAAUUAAGGGUAUUUUAGAUUUGAGAAACCCACACUCUGGAAAAACCUUAGAUCAAGAAUUGUAUUUACAUGUUCACACUGUCCAAGCGUAUGCUUUUGAUUUCAUUACCAACCGAAAUUACUACAUUGAAAAGAUUGAUCGAGCUGAAUUGUUGAAAAAGAAAAUGUUGAACAUGGAAUAA
Naegleria lovaniensis is the source of this 1233-nucleotide messenger RNA. RefSeq lists its product as uncharacterized. The transcript has a single exon. The record is from RefSeq and is a predicted model, not a curated record. Bases 1 to 1233 code for a protein of 410 amino acids. Lineage: Eukaryota; Heterolobosea; Eutetramitea; Acrasida; Naegleriidae.